Messenger RNA from Aspergillus puulaauensis, 438 nucleotides. Its product is annotated as S1 family serine peptidase. NCBI's taxonomy places the organism in Eukaryota, Fungi, Ascomycota, Eurotiomycetes, Eurotiales, Aspergillaceae. Gene Ontology annotation, biological process: proteolysis. The transcript has a single exon. The record is from RefSeq and is a predicted model, not a curated record. Bases 1 to 438 code for a protein of 145 amino acids. Gene Ontology annotation, molecular function: serine-type endopeptidase activity.
AUGCCUUCUCUAAUCCUUCUCGUCUCCCUCCUCUCUCUCUUCUCCCUCAACACCGUCACUGCCCGUGAGUCCAUCGUCGGCGGACGCCCAACUACAUCUGAGGAUUACCCAUACCAAAUCAGCCUGGAACACCUCGGCCAACACAUCUGCGGCGGCUCCAUCCUCAACGAAAAGUCCAUCCUAACAGCCGCCCACUGCACGCACGAAUACCCCAAUAACCUGACCAUCCGUGCAGGCACCUCAACCAUCGGCCACGGCGGCAGCGUCUACCAGCCGUCCAAAAUCACGACGCACCCCAAAUUCAACCCCGAGACAGGCGACUACGACGUCGCGGUCAUAACCCUCAGCAGCGACAUCGCCCUUGACGCCUCAGCCCGCCCUAUCACACUCAGCUCUGCGACCCUACAGCCCGGCCACAACUGCACAGCUACCGGAUGA